This is a messenger RNA of Rosa chinensis, 2457 nucleotides long. Its product is annotated as cyclic nucleotide-gated ion channel 18. Gene Ontology annotation, biological process: monoatomic ion transport; transmembrane transport. The transcript is spliced from 6 exons. Lineage: Eukaryota; Viridiplantae; Streptophyta; Magnoliopsida; Rosales; Rosaceae. The coding region runs from base 190 to 2313 and encodes 707 amino acids. Gene Ontology annotation, molecular function: monoatomic ion channel activity. Gene Ontology annotation, cellular component: membrane. The record is from RefSeq and is a predicted model, not a curated record.
CCUAAAAUCUCACACAUACCAAAAUCAACUUCCUUUUUUUUUUUUUUUUUGCUUCCUCCUCCUCUCUGAUCAUUCUGAUUCCGCCGAAACUUGGUACCGAGGUGUAUUCAAUAUAGAGUCUCAUUUCUUUCCUACUCGGUCGAUCAGAGCCACCGCGGAAUCCGAAACCCCGGAGUUCCGCCAUGGAAGAUGAGUAGAUCCAUCACCACGCCGGUCAAAUUCCGCCCUCUCCAGAACCCUAGCGGCGACGGCUCCACCUCGGCCGCCGUAGUAGACGAGCACUCGCUCCACAUUCUAUGGCGCCACAAGAUUCUCGACCCCGACUCGGACCUGGUAUCCCUCUGGCACCACAUCUUCCUCGUCAUCUGCAUCGCUGCGCUCUUCAUCGACCCUCUCUACUUCUACCUCCCCUUCGUCGGCGGCGAGGGCUGCCUCUCCACCGACCACCGCCUCGCCGUCAUCGUCACCUUCUUCCGCUCCAUCGCCGACCUCUUCUACCUGUUGCACAUGAUCGUCAAGUUCCGCACCGCAUUCAUCGCCCCCAGCUCUAGGGUUUUCGGCCGCGGCGAUCUCGUCAUGGACGGCAGACAGAUCGCCAUGCGGUAUCUCAAGUCCGACUUCGUGGUCGAUCUGGCUGCCACUCUUCCAAUUCCGCAGAUUGUUAUCUGGCUGGUGAUUCCAGCAACGAACAAUGCGGGCGUUGAUCAUGCCAACAACACUCUGGCCCUUUUCGUGCUUAUUCAAUAUAUUCCUAGACUAUUUCUCAUAUUUCCUUUGAAUCAGAAAAUCGUGAAGACUACUGGGGUUGUAGCCAAGACUCCCUGGGCAGGAGCUGCGUACAAUUUGCUUCUUUUCAUGCUAGCCAGUCAUAUAUUUGGAGCCGUUUGGUAUCUAUGUGCCAUAGGGCGGCAAUUUGAAUGUUGGAAAACGGAGUGUAGUGAAGAGAAUACAAAAGUUGUGACUUGCCUCUAUAGUUUCCUGGAUUGCAAGAGUUUGGACCUACCAGAACGGGAAUCUUGGGCAAACGCCACCAAAGUGAUAAAAAAGUGUGAUGCCUCUGAUAAAAAUGCUGAUUUUAAGUUUGGAAUCUUUGACAAAGCAUUUAAGACUGAGGCUGCAAAGACGAACUUUUUUGAGAAGUACUUGUUUUGUUUCUGGUGGGGGUUAAGAAACUUAUGCUCAUACGGGCAGACUUUGAUGACGAGCACAUAUCUUGGCGAGACAUUGUUUUCCAUUGUCUUGUGCAUUUCUGGUUUGAUUCUGUUCUCACUAUUGAUUGGCAACAUGCAGACUUAUCUGCAAUCAAUGUCAAUAAAAAUCGAAGAAUGGAGAAUUAAGCAAAGAGAUACUGAUGAGUGGAUGAGGCAUCGCCAGUUACCUGAACCCUUGCAAGAACGUGUUCGUAGAUUUAUGCAAUACAAAUGGUUUGCAACACGAGGAGUUGAUGAAGAAUCCAUCUUGCAUUCAUUACCCAUCGACCUCUGCCAUGAAAUCCAGCAGCACUUAUGCCUUUCCCUUGUUCGCCGUGUCCCUUUUUUCUCACAAAUGGAUGACCAGCUUCUUGAUGCCAUAUGUGAGCGUCUUGUGUCAUCCUUGACUAUCAAAGGAACAUAUAUAGUUCAAGAAGGCGACCCAGUAAAUGAGAUGCUCUUUAUUAUCAGAGGGAAACUUGAGAGCUCCACAACCAAUGGAGGGAGGACUGGCUUCUUUAACUCCAUCAAUCUAGGACCUGGUGACUUCUGUGGUGAGGAACUAUUGACAUGGGCAUUGAUGCCAAGCUCUAGCAUUAGCAUGCCUUCUUCCACUCGGACUGUGAGAGCCCUCACUGAAGUUGAAGCUUUUGCGCUUCGAGCUGAGGACCUUAAGUUUGUUGCAAGUCAGUUCAAACGCCUUCACAGCAAGAAACUACAGCAUGCCUUUAGGUACUAUUCUCACCAAUGGAGGACAUGGGGUGCUUGCUUCAUACAAGCUGCUUGGAGAAGGUUUAAGAAGAGGAAGAUGGCAAGGGACUUGGCUAUGCAGGAGGGCUUAUACUAUUUGCAUGUACCCGGCCAAGAGGAAGAGGGUUACUACUACGACAACGAAGAACAAACAAAUCUUGUAAACUAUGACGGUGAGAGUGGUGAUAGGUCAUCGACAGGGGAGAAGUUAAGCACUUCCAUGAAUCUUGGGGCCACAUUUCUGGCUUCUAAAUUUGCUGCAAAUACAAGAAAAGGGAUUGUGCAGAAAGCUCAGCUGGUUGAUCCUGAUUCAACUAGUUUGCAGAUGCCUCGGAUGUUUAAGCCAGAUGAGCCUGAUUUUUCUGUAGAUUGACACAAAAGAUACGAUUAGUUUGUUCGAGAAUAAUCAGGGAAAAGGAAAUGAACUAACGAAACAGUAGUUAGGAACGAAGUUUUGUGAAUUGAUGUAAAAUUACUACAGGUAGACUAGCAAUGAUCAUCAGUUUCAAAUUCUUUU